UCCGUCGCUUGUUUCCUUUCUGGAGGAGGACGAGUCGCUGGAGGAGCAAAUCAAAAUGGCGAGCCAAGAGGAGUCCGUGAGGGAGUUCGUCGCCGUUACUGACGUGGAUGAGGAGAGGGCCCGGUUUUUCCUGGAGUCCGCCGGCUGGAAUUUGCAGCUUGCACUCGCUAGUUUCUUCGAGGAUGGAGCUGAUGACGACAUAGUGACUCUUCCUCAACCUGAGAUCGGUUCCUCGGUGUCCCGGUCUGCUGGGCCAAGCACUCAGCCCAGAGUGACGUCCUUUAGAGAUCUGAUGCACGAGGCAGAGGAGGAGAGUGACGAGGAGGAAGGCCAAAGGUUUUUUGCGGGGGGAUCAGAGCGCAGUGGGCAGCAGAUUGUCGGACCUCCUAAGAAGAAGAGCUCCAAUGAAGUGGUGGAGGAUUUGUUCAAGGGAGCAAGGGAACACGGGGCUGUGCCGCUGGACCGGCCUGGAAGAGGCCCAGGGGAGUCCAGCAAAGCCAGGGCCUUCAUUGGAGGAGGCUACAGGCUAGGCGCAGCUCCCGAGGAGGAGUCGGCCUAUGUGGCCGGAGAGAGGCACGGCUCCAAGGGCCAGCAGGACGUCCAUGUGGUGCUGAAGCUCUGGAAGACCGGUUUCAGUCUGGAUAAUGGUGAGCUCAGAAACUACAGCGAUCCAGGAAAUGCUAACUUCCUUGAGGCAAUCAGAAGGGGCGAGAUUCCCCUGGAGCUGAGGCAGAGGUCUCGAGGGGGGCAGGUCAAUCUAGACAUGGAGGACCACAGGGACGAGGACUUCUCCAAACCCAGGAUGGCGUUCAAGGCCUUUGGGGGCGAAGGACAGAAGUUGGGAAGUGCCACCCCAGAGUUGGUUUCAGCCGCGGCAACAUCUCAGCAGGACCAGGCCGCCAUCGAGGCCGAAGCGAGCUCCUCCGUGACCCUCGACUCCUCCCAGCCUGUCACCAACAUCCAGAUCAGACUGGCUGAUGGUGGCAGGCUCGUCCAAAGGUUCAACCACUCCCACAGGGUGUCCGACGUGCGUCAGUUCUUGGUGGGGGCGCGGCCCGCCAUGGCUGCCAGAGAGUUUGUUCUCAUGACCACCUUCCCCAACAAGGAGCUGUCAGACGAGGGCCUGACCCUGGAGCAGGCCAACCUCCUCAACGCAGUCAUCGUCCAGCGGCUAAACUGAGGGCUAGUGAGUGGGGGGGGGGGGUAACCCCUCUCCUCCUCCCCCUCCUCCUCCGCCUGGUGGUGUGGCUGAGUAACUGCAGCCCUGUGAAACCUGCUGCCCCUUCUGAGGGAGGAGAAAACACAGACUUAUGUUUCAACUUCUGAUUCCUUUUUUUUUUUUUCUAAAAUGAAUCACAACAUUCUGCUCCCCGCGUUUAACCUCCAGCCCGCCGUGGUCUGUGACAGGCUGUUCCAGGGGGAAACUAAAAGUAUGGUUGUUAUGGGGACGGGGGGACAGCAGUAUAUGGUUGAACCCAAUGAGCAGGUUAGCUGCAGAAAUGCUUUUUUUCUGUGUUCCCCAUCCUUCCGCUUCUAUUAACCUUAAGUUGGCCCUUCAGCUUUGUUUACUAUCAGUUGCAGGGGCCUCACCAGAUCCACCGCCUGGCCGUCUCAAUAGCACAAGCCAGACCCACACAGGGAAUACUAGUCUUAAUAAGUACACAUUGAUAAUGUGCUUGAGGGCAAGUUUCCAUCUCUCGCUGCGUAUCUUCUAUACUAUAUGAAGUGAGAGGUGUAAGAAAGCACGGGGGGGGGGGGGGUCUCCACAACCAAUACCAGUAGCCUUACGCUCCUUCAUUCAGCUCCAUUACCAAACCUGUCCCUUUUGUUCAAAUGAAGAUGGAAUUAUUUUUUUAACUGCUUUUUUCUCCCUUUACAGCACCUCCCCUGUGUGACAUGACAAACCGUUACACAUAGCUUUAUUGUCCAACCAAUGGCUGAGCUAAAGAACAAUUAGAUUGUAGACACUGGUUUGUAGGAGUGGAAGUUGAUUUCCAUCGAUGACGCUGACACCUUCUAUGCAUCCUGGGGGGGCGACACAGAAAUAAGUUUGGACCUCUGGUGAAAUAAAUCCAUUUUAUGGUUUGAUGUAUAAAGAA
Messenger RNA from Pungitius pungitius (ninespine stickleback), 2099 nucleotides. It is a transcript of the gene nsfl1c, whose product is annotated as NSFL1 (p97) cofactor (p47). Bases 56 to 1180 code for a protein of 374 amino acids. Gene Ontology annotation, molecular function: ubiquitin binding. Lineage: Eukaryota; Metazoa; Chordata; Actinopteri; Perciformes; Gasterosteidae. Gene Ontology annotation, biological process: Golgi organization; proteasome-mediated ubiquitin-dependent protein catabolic process; autophagosome assembly. Gene Ontology annotation, cellular component: cytosol; nucleus. The record is from RefSeq and is a predicted model, not a curated record. The transcript is spliced from 9 exons.